AUUCAUAAACCCUAACAACAAUUGCCAGCCAUUUCACGCUCCCAGAGACGCCAUGGCCCAGUGGUGGCGCUGUCUCAGAACGGUGGUUGGUCAAUCUCCAUCUCCACCUCCACAACGACAACAGUCAUUAUAUUCACUGUCUUCUCUUUACCAUACGAUCCAAGCAAUUCCUCGAGAGUACACUGGAAGCCGAGUUGCGGCUCGUGACAGAGCCCAGGGCAGAAUCCCAGCAGUGGUUUUCUCCCAGCCCCUGUUCGAUAAAAAUCCCAGCUCUCCAUCAAUCUCGAGAAAGCAGCUGUUGACCACUGAGAGGAAGCAGAUUCACUCCAUUCUCAAGUCCGUAGAACUUCCCUUCUUUUGCUCCACCACUUUCCAGCUUCAGAUCCGCGCCGGUGCCGGGUCUUCGGUCCUCCUUGAUUCCAGAAGAGUUCUACCCAUCAAGAUACAUAGGGAUGAAGAGACCGGAAAGAUACUGAAUUUGGUGUUUGUUUGGGCUGAUGAGGGAACGGAGUUGAAAGUUGAUGUCCCAAUUGUUUUCAAAGGAGAAGAGGAUUGUCCUGGUCUCAAGAAAGGGGGACAUUUCAAGAGGGUAAGAAAUUCUCUGAAAUUUCUUUGUCCAGCCGAUCAGAUUCCUGCGAACAUCGAGGUGGAUGUGAGCAAUAUAGAUAUUGGAGGGAGAGUCUUAAUGCGUGAUAUCGAGUUUCAUCCUUCACUGAAGCUUCUAAGUAAGAAUGAGGAAUUGCCAAUUUGUAAGAUUGUGGCAAUAAAAUCUGAAAACCCAGAACCGGUGCAAGUAUAACCACUGGAAUUCAUGUUGAUUGCCUCUGCAGAUUUAGUUAUUCUUGGAAGGGGAAGCAUAAACAGAAUAAAAAUAUUACUUUUUGCUCAGUUAUGGCCAGAUGUAGUGCUUCGGGAUUUCCUGAAUCGGUGAAGGACAUUAAUAUUUAGAGCAUGCUUCGACAUGCAUGAACAGCAUGAACUAGUUGUGACCAUGCUUUGAGUUCAUCUUUUUCAGACAAUUGUAAGACAAGAAAAUAGGCCGCUAUGAAAUGAUCCUAUGUGGUUAAUGAAACAUACGAAAUUGAGAUGUCUGUUCACCUUGUGUUGAUUGUCCCUUGAAGCAUAUGGAAAAUUCAAUUUGUAUUUUGUAAAAUUGUGUUUUGAUCUAGAAACUUAUCUUUCAUA
Molecule: messenger RNA, 1185 nt
Organism: Manihot esculenta (cassava)
Lineage: Eukaryota; Viridiplantae; Streptophyta; Magnoliopsida; Malpighiales; Euphorbiaceae
Product: 50S ribosomal protein L25
Exons: 3
Coding region: 53-799 (248 amino acids)
Biological process (GO): translation
Cellular component (GO): ribosome; cytosolic large ribosomal subunit
Molecular function (GO): structural constituent of ribosome; 5S rRNA binding
Source: RefSeq, a predicted model, not a curated record